Molecule: messenger RNA, 1674 nt
Organism: Ectocarpus sp. CCAP 1310/34
Lineage: Eukaryota; Phaeophyceae; Ectocarpales; Ectocarpaceae
Source: the annotation of a GenBank genome assembly
GCCUUAGCGUCCGCAAGGAAAUAUGAAGGGGACAAGACUCUGCGGCGUGACAGGCCUUUUCCUUGUCGCCUCGGUGCAUGGGUUCGUUGCUCCUUCUUGCGCACGUAGUGCGCUGCGUGCUAGCUCUAGCUGCGGCAACGGUUUCCUAGCGGGGACUCAUGAGGCUUAUGGGCGGGUCACCGAAAGCCGGAACCCCGCCAGGGGCGUUCGGUCACUCUCUAUGACCAAACCUAACUUCACGAAGACCUUGGGGACCGUUCUGAUCGUCGGCUCGACCAUCGGGGUGUCGGCGAUCCCAUUUUUGUCGUUGGGGCCACAGCAGCAGUCGAAAGGCCCUAAGACUGUCCGCGUUGUCGACGAAGACGGUAACACUUCCGAAAGAGGGAUCCUGACGGCUAUGACGCGGCCGGAGAUCCAGAAGAAGCUUUCCCAGAUCCCGGUCUUCUUCUUGAGGGACGAGAGCGGUGCCGUGCACGUGGAGAACGGCGAGGGUCUCUUCUUCAUGUCCCCGGGAGACGCUAAGGAAAAGCUUCAAGACCUCAAGGGCGCGGAAGGGACGAAGGUAGCGGCCACGACGCUCGAUGACAUCUGGUACCCGCUCAUCAAGAAGAAGGGGCUGAACAAGAAGCCGGUGGCCGCGGGGGCCUCUGGGCUUAGCGACCUCUCCUGCCGUUACAGGAUCAUCCCGCGAAGCAACCAGGUUGCCCAGGCGCUGGAGACUCAGGGCUGGAACGCCGUGGCGGAUGCGGGCGGCGUGCCGGUGUGGGCGGCGGAGACCCUCGCCUUCAGGGGGGCGGGGAACAAGAUGAAGCUGCCCCUGUUCACCAACGUGGACGACCUCAUGACCAGCUGGGACAGGUUGGAGACAGAGGGGGGGUCCGAAGCCAAGUCCCCGACGAUUCAAGUGUCAUCCAUCGGAGCUAUCAUCGACAUGAUGCAGCGUGGUGGGGGAGACCAGAGAAAUCUGGAGUUCUUCGCUGACAUGGACGCGAUUGAGCAGGCGGAAAAGCUCUUGUAGGAAAAAAAUGCAGACAUGUAUUGUACUGUUUACAGUACUUGAGGAGGGAAUGAAGUCUUCUUUUCGAGCGAAGCCAAAGGGGGCCUGCCUGCCUGCCUGCCUGCCUGCCUGCCUGCCUGCCUGCCUGCCUGCCUGCCUGCCUGCCGUAACCUCAAGCCACCCUGUCUGUGCGUAGAAUCACACAAGGCCCGACCGAAGCAGCCAGGCUGCAGUGACAACGUAAAAAAUGGCCUAAAAAAGUGCGACGUUCAACGCUAAUCCAGGCGUGUCCUUUGGGUUUGAUGUUAUUUAUUUUAGUAGUCAGGUUUAGUCUAGGGAUUUUUUUUUUUUUUUUCUGCCGCCGACAGGUUAUCGUUUGGCGAUCUACAGAUAGUUGUCGGUCCAAACAACGGAGAUAAGCGGAUGGAUUGUUGAUCGAUUGUUUUCGCCAGGGUGACCAUCUGCUGUUGCGUCUAGUAGAGACAGACGUCGUGAACAAACAGCAAUCAAGCAGCAGCUCGACCAAUGUUUUGGCGGUGCCCUCUUGUACAUCUGUUUCGACGAAGACCGUGGGGCGUAUGAGCAUGGCGCCAAGGUUUCGCCAUUCACCCCUUCAAGGAACGACCAGUCAGUACAGAAGGAAUGGGCUUGACUCGGGGUGGACAUGAAAAGAUGCG